Molecule: messenger RNA, 2226 nt
Organism: Podarcis raffonei (Aeolian wall lizard)
Lineage: Eukaryota; Metazoa; Chordata; Lepidosauria; Squamata; Lacertidae
Gene: UPK3A
Product: uroplakin 3A
Exons: 6
Coding region: 37-861 (274 amino acids)
Source: RefSeq, a predicted model, not a curated record
GCUGCCGGUAGCAGGGGCUUCCUCUACUGUCUGAUUAUGUGGGCUUUCUGGCUGCAGCUGAUUUUUUGCUGUUUGUGGCAGCUGUGCAUAGAAGGCCAGACUCUGGGACCACAAAUUGCAAACCCCAAAUUUGCCACAAACAAUCCCACCCUCACAACGGUUGCUUUAGAGAAGCCCUUCUGUGUGUUUGAUGGCUCGAUGUUGAAAGGAGCAGCCUAUGAAGUAUACCUGUAUGUCAUGAAGGACUCUGCAAGUACGUCAGGUUCCUUUGUUAUGGACAAUAGCAGUAAACCUCUCGAUGCAACUUUCCAACAAACCAGCGGAGGACAAAGUGGGCCUUACAAAGCUGCGGUCUUUAAUGUUCCAAACUGUGCGUCGCUUCCCAAGCUGUCUGAUGCUGUGGACGCCACCAAAGCACCUGCCAUCAUCUCUCAGUAUCUGGUCAGAGUUGGUGAUGAUGCCACUUGUUUGUAUGACCCAAAUUUUCUAGAUGCUUGUAAUCCGCCUCUCUCCCAAGACACUGCCUACAGGUUUAAAUACGUCCUUGUAGACAAUACAGCAGGUGUCAUGAAAGACCAAACUCCCUGGUCUCAACCAAUCAAAACCAGAAAGUUGAAAUGGUCCUCCACCAUUGAUACCUGGCCAGGUCGCAGAAGUGGUGGAAUGAUAGUCAUAACUUCCAUCCUGAGUGUGCUGAUGUUCACCCUCGUGGCUGGAUUUCUUGCUGCUACUCUUCUGACUGUAACGGCAUCAGAAGAGACUCCCACUGAGAUGAGAUAUGAAUCCCAAACAACCCAACAGACUUCUCCAAGAGUGCUAGAAACUUCUGAGUCAGAACUAGAAGUUGCUUCCACCCACUAAAUAUAGUCUUCAAGUCAGAAAAGGUGGCAAACCAGCUGUGGAUGUCCUUUCAAUGCUCCCAGAUACUUGAAUACAAAGUCUGGCUACAAAACUGCACAUCUUUAAAAAACUGUGACCCCGUGUGACUAGUCCCAUGCAUAGAACAGGAAUAUUCAUGAACUUAUCUCCAAUUCUCAAGCAGCGAUGAACUUAAUUAUAUGGCUUUUUUAAGUUUAAAAGGGGACCUUUUCUGGGUGGGGAGUCCAAAAUAAUAUUCUAACAUUAAUUGCUUGAAUGACUUCUUAACUUUGAGCAAUGGGCUAUAAGUCCUUUUUACUGAAGUUGGGGGUAGGCCAUAUGAUGUUUUCUAGUAUUUCUGACUACAACUCCCAUUAGCCCCAUCCGACAUAGCCAGUGGCCAGGGAUUAUGGGAGUUGUAGUUCUAAACAUCUGAAAGACACCAAACUGGCUGCCUUGAUUUAAGUGAUAUAGCCUGGGUCAUUUAGCAUGUGUGGUUUUUAUAAAGCAAUCAUUUGAUUUGUGGAAAUUGAUUGUAGUAGAGUACAAAUUUAAACUUCUGAAGGUAUCAUAAUUGAUGCUGUAUUUCAGUUCCAAUUUAAAAGAAGAGAAUAAUUAGAAGCGUAAUUAGAGUCAGCGUGGCCGAGUGGGGAGGGGAAUGGCAGAGGAAACUGGUUACAAAUCUGAAAAUUGUUGUGGCUGCUUAAGCUCUGUCUUAGGGUGAAACUGAGCAACAUUUAUACAUAGAAUUGCAUGGGAAACCACAUUCCAGAAUGCUCAUUUGUUUAAUGUACAUCAUGACAUUACUGAAAAUCUUCCUGCGCUUGGAACAAUAGGGCAUCGGAUUAAGCAUUCUUGACCUUGUUCUGACGCGAUACUCCUCUAAUAACACAAUCUGCGGUGUUUUCACGCAGCAAGAGUUGCCGAGUAUGAUUUUUGCUGGCCCUGUUGUCAGUCUAAUCUACAUCAGACCUAAUGAAGGGCAUCCCAAAAAAGUUUUUUGUUGACUUGGCUGAGGGAUGGGGAGUUUGUGGCCUCCAACUCUACUUGGAUUCCAGCUCCCAUCAGUCCCAGGCAGUGUGGGCAAUGGAUGGUGGGAGUUGUAGUUUAGUAACAGCUAGUGUAGGAUUGACCACUUGAUUUGUAAAGUGAUAUUGUAACUAAAAAUCUCAAUCCAGAUACUUUAAGCUUAAGCUUUUUUUUUUUAAUGUUGUUGGCUGAUUGCAUGAUUCAUAAGUGUUGUGGUAAAAACUGAAAGAUACUUUGAAGUUCUGGAGCAUGAGUAUACAAGCUGUGAAACCGGGAGCUGAAGAAUGGUAAAACGCUGCUUGAACAGAGUUUAACGGUGCUCCAUAGUUGUAACUUGCC